This is a messenger RNA of Hydractinia symbiolongicarpus, 992 nucleotides long. RefSeq lists its product as uncharacterized. Gene Ontology annotation, cellular component: chromosome; cytoplasm; nucleus. Gene Ontology annotation, biological process: double-strand break repair via homologous recombination. The transcript has 2 exons. Gene Ontology annotation, molecular function: 3'-5' DNA helicase activity; four-way junction helicase activity; nucleic acid binding. NCBI's taxonomy places the organism in Eukaryota, Metazoa, Cnidaria, Hydrozoa, Anthoathecata, Hydractiniidae. The record is from RefSeq and is a predicted model, not a curated record. The coding region runs from base 234 to 986 and encodes 250 amino acids.
CUACGCAAUUUUGGAGAAAAUUCAAAGAUCUCUGGAGUGUCGAAAUUUUCCUGACCUUAACUUUAAACCCAAACAAGUCAAGUGCUUGGAGUCCAUAGUAAGAGGACAGGAUGUCAUUGGGGUGUUUCCAACAGGAUAUGGGAAAUCUUUAAUUUUUCAACUGUUACCAGAUGUCAUGAGAAACAAAGACGAAAAAUCUUCAAUUGUCAUUGUAAUCACUUGUUUACGCAAUUAUGGAAGAUCAAGUGAAUUUUCUGAAAAAAGUAGGAAUGACUUGCUACAUCCUACGUGACUUAAAUUUUGAGGAGAAUGCUGUACAGACGUUGCUUGAGGAUAUCUGUCUGAGUGAUAAAACAGAAGAUGUCUUACCAUCAUUUGUAUUGGAUGGUCAUUGUGACUUCCUAUUUUGCCAUCCAGAGGCUAUAUUGAGUGAGAGAGGAAGAACUUUGAUGAAAACGAAAAUUUAUCAAAAAAAUGUCAAAGCUUGUGUCAUUGAUGAGGCUCACUGCUUGGACACCUGGGGAAAAGAAUUUCGCAAAGAAUUUGAAAACUUGGGAGCAAUGCGAGCUUUUUUUAGAGAGGUACCUUUUAUCGCACUUACAGCUACCGCAACAGAAAAAACACUGGCUAAAAUAAAACAUAUACUUGGAAUGAAAACCCCAACAAUAAUAUCUGUUAAUCCAAACAGAAAAAAUGUAUACAUGUGCAAAGAAAAGAGAAAAGUUGGUGAAGAAGGUAUUGAAAAUAUCAUCUUGCCACUUGCAAAGGAGCUAAAAUCACUAAAGAAAAGUUUUCCUCAAACUAUUAUAUAUUGUGGAUUGAGGUUUUGUGGGUAUAUAUACAAGUUAAUAAAAAAUGUAUUAAAGGAACACAUGUAUGUUGAAAACAUAACAAACCCUAGCAAUUGUUUAAUUGUGCAAUUUCACGCACCACAAACAAAGUCAAUGAAAAACGAAAUUCUCCUUGAAGUUGCAAAAGAAGUUUGAACAUUC